Messenger RNA from Suillus plorans, 1983 nucleotides. RefSeq lists its product as uncharacterized. Gene Ontology annotation, molecular function: AMP binding; acetyl-CoA synthetase activity. Gene Ontology annotation, cellular component: cytosol. NCBI's taxonomy places the organism in Eukaryota, Fungi, Basidiomycota, Agaricomycetes, Boletales, Suillaceae. Bases 1 to 1983 code for a protein of 660 amino acids. The transcript has 9 exons. The record is from RefSeq and is a predicted model, not a curated record.
AUGUCUGAAGACGCUGUUCCAAUCCAUCCCGUCGCUCCCCGCCUAAAGAAUGGCUUGAAAGUUCCUCAUGUCGGUCCUGAUCUUGCAGCAUAUAGGUCCUCUCAUGCGGAAACCCUCGGCCACGAAUCUGAUGCUUGGUGGAGAAAGAUGGCCCAUACCAUGUUACACUGGGACCGUCCGUUCCAUACUGUGCGGGCUGGUAGUUUUGAAACCGGUGAUAUCGUCUGGUUCCCAGAAGGCGGGCUUAAUGCAUCUUACAAUUGUGUCGAUCGCUGGGCGUUUAAACAUCCAAACAAAACCGCCAUCAUCUACGAGGCCGACGAACCCGAUGAAGGCUGCCUUGUCACUUAUGCGGAGCUGCUCCGCGAGGUCUGCUCUAUUGCAAACGUCCUAAAGGGUCUUGGUGUCAAGAAGGGCGAUACCGUUUCUGUAUAUCUGCCAAUGACUUGGCAAUCGGUUGCUGCUUUCCUCGCUUGCGCGCGGAUUGGCGCUAUUCACUCUGUAGUCUUUGCUGGCUUUAGCGCAGAGUCUCUCCGUGAUCGUGUUCAAGACUGCAAGUCGCGCGUUGUCCUUACCAGCGAUGAAGGCAGGCGUGGUGGCAAGUCAAUUGCAACCAAAGCGAUUGUAGACGCUGCUCUCAAGGAAUGCCCUGUCGUUGAACAUGUCCUUGUUCUCAGACGCACCGGUGGCCAGGUGCCAUGGGUCGAUGGCAGGGACAUGUGGUGGCACGAGGAGACUGCCAAAGUCCCUAAUUACUGCCCACCCGAGAUCAUGUCCUCAGAAGAUCCGCUCUUCAUUCUUUACACUUCUGGAUCUACAGGGAAACCAAAGGGUGUCGUUCACACCACCGGCGGAUACCUCCUUUGCGCCGCCCUUACUGUUAAAUACGUUUUCGAUGUCCACCCAGACGACAAGUUCGCCUGCAUGGCUGAUAUCGGUUGGAUUACUGGACAUACCUACAUCGUUUAUGGACCACUCGCAAACGGAGUCAGCACUACCGUCUUUGAAUCAACUCCAGUUUACCCCUCGCCAUCCCGCUACUGGCAGACCGUCCAGAAGCAUCAGCUUACCCAGUUCUAUUCUGCUCCUACUGCCAUUCGUCUCCUUCGUAGACUCGGCGCUCAACACGUGGAGGGCCAUGAUCUCAGUAGCUUACGUGUCCUUGGCUCUGUCGGUGAGCCUAUUAACCCCGAAGCCUGGAACUGGUACAACGAACAUGUUGGCAAGAAGCAGUGCGCUAUCGUUGAUACGUUCUGGCAAACUGAAACUGGAUCGAUCGUGGUUACUCCAUUCCCUGGUGCGAUUGAGACUAAGCCUGGUUCUGCAACCGUUCCUUUCUUCGGUAUCGAGCCCGCUAUUCUGGACCCUGUCAGUGGAAAGGAAUUAGAGGGCAACAAUGUUGAGGGAGUUCUUGUCAUCAAGCAACCUUGGCCUUCAAUUGCCCGUACCGUAUACAACGACCACAACCGUUACCUGGAGACGUACAUGAAGCCAUACGGUGGAGCUUUCUACACAGGAGACGGCGCCGCACGCGAUGAACAUGGUUACAUUUGGAUCAAGGGCCGUAUUGAUGAUGUUAUCAAUGUCUCUGGACACCGUUUGUCGACUGCUGAAAUCGAGUCCGCCUUGAUCAUGCACAAGGGUGUCGCCGAGACUGCAGUCAUUGGUACUGCUGAUGAGUUGACGGGACAGGCCGUAUUUGCCUUCGUCACACUUAAACCGGAAUUCACAUACGACCGCAAUGACGAGGCUUCCCUUGCUAAGGAGCUCGUACUCCAAGUUAGGAAGGUGAUUGGCCCCUUCGCGGCACCUAAAAAGAUCUUCAUCGUCAGUGAUCUGCCCAAGACCCGCUCCGGAAAGAUCAUGCGUCGCAUUAUGCGCAAGAUCGUUGCUGGUGAAGGCGAUCAACUCGGUGAUCUCAGCACUGUUGCUGAACCUGGUGUGGUUGAUGUUAUCAAGAAGAAGGUUGCUGAGAGUACGUAG